AGUGUAAUCGUGGCAGUUAGUCAGUCAGUCGUUUUCUUAUUUAAAUAAAAGUUGUCCAACAAGAAACAUGAAGAAAGUCUGAAAGUAUUUAAAUAUUUAUUUUUUUAAUUGUAAGAAGAAAAUUAAUAUAAAAAGUGAAAAAAUGAAACAAAUUGUUGAGAAAACCUCAAAAAACGAGGGUAAAAUAUUUCUAUUGCAGUACAAUAAUGAAAAAUUAAAUUGGUGGAUUAUUUUUGCUACGGUUUUACUUUUAACCAUUGCUACCCGAUAUUAUAAAGUAACUGAGCCAGACCAUGUAUGUUGGGAUGAAACUCACUUUGGAAAAAUGGGCAGUUGGUAUAUUAAUCGUACAUUUUUCUUUGAUGUGCAUCCACCAUUGGGGAAGAUGUUAAUCGGUUUAUCGGGCUAUUUGACUGGCUAUAAUGGAACUUAUCCGUUUGAAAAGCCCGGUGAUAAGUAUAAUGGAACACACUAUGAAGGCAUGCGCUAUUUCUGCACUACACUGGGAGCUUUGAUUAUGCCUAUGGCUUUCGAUACUGUACACGAUUUAACACGAUCAGUAGAAGCGGCUAUUGUCGCAGCAGGUUAUUUAAUAUUUGACGUUGGCCUGCUCACUCUAAAUCAGUAUAUACUAUUGGAUCCCAUUUUACUAUUCUUCAUGACUGCAUCGGUUUGGGGAAUGGUUAAAGUAUCGAAGACAACGCAUAAUGGACUCUCCUAUACAUGGCAAUGGUGGAUGUGGCUCUUUUUUACAGGCACGAUGUUGUCAUGUACAAUAAGUGUUAAAUUUGUAGGACUUUUUGUAGUUCUACUUGUAGGUCUACACACGGCUAAUGAACUCUGGCUAAUUCUGGGUGAUUUACAAAAACCCAUUUUUGAAACUAUUAAGCAAUUGGUGUGUCGAGCCGUGACACUUAUUGUGUGGCCAUUACUGCUCUACAUGACAUUCUUCUACAUACAUUUACAAGUAUUAAAUCGCAGUGGCAAUGGGGAUGGUUUUUAUAGUUCGGCUUUUCAAUCACAUCUCAUUGGAAAUUCGCUAUAUAAUGCCAGUAUGCCCCGUGAAGUUGCGUAUGGAUCGAUAGUGACAAUUAAAAAUCAUAAAACUGGCGGAGGUUACUUGCAUUCACAUUUUCAUUUGUAUCCAAAAGGGUUUGGAGCUAAACAGCAACAGAUUACUACUUACACCCACAAAGACGACAACAACAAGUGGCUAAUAAAACCAUAUAAUAAAGAAACCUUCGAAGGUACUCAAAUAGUGAAACAUGGAGACCUUAUUCGUUUGGAACAUGUGUCUACUCACCGAAAUCUUCAUUCUCAUAACGAACCAGCGCCGGUGACUAAAAAACAUUUACAAGUUACUGGUUACGGUGAACAAGGUAUUGGAGAUGCUAAUGACAUUUGGAAACUGUUAAUUGUUGGAGGUAAAAGUAAUGAUACUGUGAAAACUGUUACAACAAAGUUUAAAUUGAUCCACUACUUACAAAGCUGCAGUUUGACAUCAAGUGGAAAACAACUGCCCAAAUGGGGUUUUGAACAACAGGAAGUUUCAUGCAAUCUGAAUGUUCGAGAUAAAAAUUCCAAUUGGAAUAUUGAAGACAACAAACAUAAGAACUUGUCUAGCGUUAGCUUCAGUGUUUAUGCUCCUGGAUUUUUAGCAAGAUUUAUGGAAUCACAUGCCGUCAUGUUUCAAGGCAACGCUGGACUUAAACCAAAAGAAGGCGAGAUUACAAGUCGUCCCUGGCAAUGGCCUAUUAAUUAUCGAGGACAAUUUUUUUCCGGCAGUUCGUAUCGAAUUUAUUUAUUGGGAAAUCCAAUCAUUUGGUGGAGCAAUCUAGUAUUCCUGACAUUAUUUGUAAUAGUGUUUGUUUUCAAUGCCAUUAAACAGAGACGCGAAGAUGGCAUUCGAUAUUUACAAUUAAUGACUAUCAAAACUAAGAAUAUUGAUGGUGGAUGCGAAUUAAAGGCUAAUCCAAAAUCAUCGAUUAAUUCCAUGACGCUGGAAGCGGCAAUUUGGUUAUUUUUUGGAUGGAUUAUACACUACUUGCCAUUUUGGGCCAUGGGCCGUGUUUUGUAUUUUCAUCACUACUUCCCUGCUUUAAUAUUUAAUUCGAUGUUAUCAGGAGUUAUGUUUCAUUAUAUAACUGGCCGCUUGCCAAGGUGGAUUCAACAUUCACUGCUGGGUGGUUUGAUGUCAGUGCUGGUUUAUAGUUUCCUGUUGUUCUCACCACUUGCAUAUGGAAUGAGUGGACCUUUAGCUAAUGAACCCAACUCAACAAUGCACGGCCUAAAAUGGUUAUCAACAUGGGAAUUUUAAUUAGCAUACGGUUUUAUAAACAAACUUUCAUUUCAACAUUGGAACAACAUUCCUACACAAUAAAAUGCCCUAAAAUAAGUAAAAACGCUAAUGGACCCCAAAUGGAAAGAACAAUGAACGAAAAUAUUUUAUAAAUAUUCGUCGUUACCCACAGACACCCAACAAAUGAAAUAAAAUUUAUAGCAGAUUUUUGGGACAAAUAUGUUCAUUUCUAAUUGGGGUUUUCCACUAAAUGUGUUUCAUUCAUUGUUUAAAUGAAAAUAUAAAAUGUACAAUAAGUAACAAAAAAUAAAAAA
Lucilia sericata (common green bottle fly) is the source of this 2613-nucleotide messenger RNA. It is a transcript of the gene twisted, whose product is annotated as protein O-mannosyl-transferase 2. Bases 143 to 2317 code for a protein of 724 amino acids. Gene Ontology annotation, molecular function: dolichyl-phosphate-mannose-protein mannosyltransferase activity. Gene Ontology annotation, biological process: protein O-linked glycosylation via mannose. Lineage: Eukaryota; Metazoa; Arthropoda; Insecta; Diptera; Calliphoridae. The transcript has 13 exons. Gene Ontology annotation, cellular component: endoplasmic reticulum; membrane. The record is from RefSeq and is a predicted model, not a curated record.